ACACCAUCCCCAACGACAACCCGCAAUCGACUCGCGAUUCUCAUCUCUCGCCCCGCUCACCAAUCAAAGACGCGUUAUUACUACUAGCACCAAUGCGAUAAUCCAGGACGACGAGCAUCUUUUUGCACGCUAGCUCUGGACGGAUAGGCCACGUUGGACCGCGGCGCAACAGUCAACUCCUGGCCAUGCCAACAUGUCAAAAGCAUCCACGUCCUCAUUGCCCCUCUACAAUGCCUCGGGCCUGCCCUCCAAGUCUUCGCGGCCCUCUUCGCCCAUGCUGCAGCCGCCAGAAGCCAUCAAGCGCAGCACCACGCCCUCAUCAAUAACAUCCGCCCAUUCCCUCCUCUCGGUACAGGACACGGCCCAGAAGCUCUCGACGUCGAUUACACAUGGCCUCUCUGCCUCAGACGCCUCGGCGCGCAUACACACCCAUGGCCUCAACGAACUCCCCCACGAAGAGCCCGAACCGCUGUGGCUUCGCUUUCUCAAGCAGUUCAAGGAGACGCUCAUCUUGCUGUUACUCGGGUCUGCUGCUGUGUCCCUUAUACUGGGCAACUUGGAUGAUGCUGUGAGCAUUGCUGUGGCUGUGACCAUCGUGGUGACAGUGGGCUUUGUGCAGGAAUACCGCUCGGAGAAGUCAAUUGAGGCGCUGAACCAGCUGGUUCCACAUUCGGCACACAUCAUUCGCGCUGGGGUGGAGCAGCCACGGAACGGUCGCAUACCGAAUGGCACGGCAACCGACGACGUCGAGCUGGAGAAUCUGAAAGACACCACUUCGGCCCUGUCAGCUGCGGAGCGGAAGUCUACUACGAUAUCCGCGACGUUGUUGGUACCUGGCGAUCUCGUCCUUUUCCACACUGGAGACCGCAUACCCGCCGACAUCCGUAUCACGCACGCCGCAGACCUUAGCAUCGACGAGUCGAACCUCACCGGAGAGAACGAGCCUGUCUCCAAGUCACCAGACACCAUCACACCCCCACCGGGCUUACAACGGCCAUCUUCACCUUUCUACGCGUCCGAAGCCGCAGGAACGGUCGGCGCUGAUAUACGACUGAAUGAUCAGAAGAACAUCGCUUUCAUGGGUACAUUGGUUAGAUCGGGUUACGGACAAGGAAUCGUUGUCGGUACAGGAGGGAAUACGGAGUUUGGCGCUAUUUCUGCGUCUCUGCAGCAGAUCGAAAGCCCACGCACGCCUCUACAACUUUCCAUGGACCGUCUGGGCAAAGAUCUGAGUUACAUGUCUUUCGGAGUCAUUGCCUUUAUUGGUCUGGUAGGACUGUGGCGCGGUUGGAAGUUCCUCGAGGUCUUCCAAAUCGCUGUUUCACUUGCUGUCGCCGCUAUUCCCGAAGGAUUGCCUAUUAUUGUUACUGUCACGCUUGCGCUGGGUGUGCUGAGAAUGUCUAAGCGCGACGCUAUUGUUCGACGGUUACCCAGUGUUGAGACGCUGGCUUCUGUCAAUGUCGUGUGUACUGACAAGACGGGCACGUUAACCACAAACCACAUGACCGUUACGAAGAUAUGGCACUUUGAUGAAGUAGCACCGAUCGAUGUAAAGACGAAGCACGACUCCACGGACCUCGAUUCGCCGACCCGUAAUAUACUACGAAUCGGAAACAUUGUCAACAACGCUCGCUUGUUGAGCGAUCAGGCAGCCUCGGCGUCCACGGCAGCGGUACUUUCUUCAACUCUGGGAGGCGACGACAACACGGCUGCCAAGAGCCGAUGGGUUGGUCAACCCACCGAUGUCGCGCUCUUAGACUUGAUGGACGCCUUCGGGGAAGACGACAUCCGAGAAAGACUCGGCGAGCGCAAGUUUGAGACACCGUUCAGUUCGGAGAGAAAGUGGAUGGGGGUCGUCGUUGGCGGUAAUUCUGGCAGCCUCACCCCUGGAUCUGAGUAUGCAUACAUCAAAGGCGCACUGGAACGGGUAUUAGACCGCUGCGAUACGUAUGUGACAGCACAAGGAAAAGAGGUGGCACUGGAUCAAGCACGCAAGCAAGAAGCGAUGAAGGCCGCGGAUGCAAUGGCGCAAGAGGGCUUGCGUGUGCUCGGCUUCGCAAGCGGUGCGUCCAAAGGAAAGAAGAGGAAUGCUAGUGGCACAGCCUCACCUGUACCGUCAACUAGCUCGGCGCUUGGUGACGAUGAGCAGUAUCGCGGUCUUGCGUUCGCUGGCUUGGUUGGCAUGAACGACCCGCCUCGUAAGGGUGUAGAGAGAGCUAUCCGGAGACUCAUGGCCGGCAAAGUCAAGGUUAUCAUGAUCACGGGAGAUGCUGAGACCACAGCAGUUGCCAUUGGCAAAAGUCUGGGUAUGCCAAUCAUGCCGAACUCGGCACUUGGGCGCUCAGUCAUUCGCGGUGACGAAUUGGAUCGCAUGAGCGAGGAAGAACUUGCACAGGCAAUUGCGACAACCUCAAUCUUCGCGCGAACUAGUCCUGAGCACAAGAUGAAGAUUGUCCGAGCACUACAAUCAAGAGGCGACGUUGUGGCUAUGACUGGUGACGGUGUCAAUGACGCACCCGCGCUCAAGAAAGCAGAUAUCGGCAUCUCCAUGGGUCGACUUGGCACAGAUGUCGCCAAAGAGGCCGCAGACAUGAUCCUGACAGAUGACAACUUUGCGACCAUCCUCAAUGCGAUCGAAGAGGGCAAGGGCAUCUUCUACAAUAUCCAGAACUUCCUUACCUUCCAACUCAGCACCAGUGCGGCAGCACUGAGCUUAGUACUCCUAAGUACAUUUCUCGGCUUCCAGAAUCCGCUGAAUGCCAUGCAGAUUCUGUGGAUCAACAUCCUCAUGGACGGCCCACCCGCGCAAUCCCUCGGUGUAGAACCCGUCGACCCAGCAGUUAUGGCGCUACCCCCUCGCCCACGCCACGCCCGCGUCCUAACCCGCCCCCUUAUCCAACGCGUCCUCCAAUCCGCCACCAUCAUCAUGCUCGGCACCCUCACGACCUACUACCUCGAGAUGUCCACCGAUAAUCUUGUCACCGCCCGCGAUACAACCAUGACCUUUACCUGCUUCGUCCUCUUCGACAUGUUCAACGCACUAACGUGCCGCUCCUCCAGCAAAUCCGUUCUUGCAGGCGAGAUUGGUGUCUUCGAUAAUAAGAUGUUUAACUACGCUGUUGCGGGCAGUUUGCUCGGACAGCUAGCUGUUAUUUACUUCCCGCCGCUGCAAAGUGUUUUCCAGACUGAGGCCCUGGGUUUGGGCGAUCUCGCGCAUCUUGUUGCGGUGGCAAGUUGUGUGUUUUGGGCAGAUGAGGGCAGGAAGUGGUAUGUUAGGUGGAAGGGGAGGAGAGGUUAUGGUGGGGGGUAUAGUACUGUUGUUUGAGUAUAGAGCGUUGGGUAGAAUAUGGUGGUGUAGAAGUGUGAUAAUGCGCAAUGGAAGUGCUAUCACCAAUGAUGCGUUCGAAGCGUAAUUACAUGUCAUGUGAAGUGAAAUUAUGCG
Messenger RNA from Alternaria rosae, 3442 nucleotides. RefSeq names its product calcium-transporting P-type ATPase-like protein. Gene Ontology annotation, biological process: manganese ion transport; intracellular calcium ion homeostasis; calcium ion transmembrane transport. The transcript is spliced from 4 exons. Gene Ontology annotation, molecular function: ATP hydrolysis activity; ATP binding; P-type calcium transporter activity. NCBI's taxonomy places the organism in Eukaryota, Fungi, Ascomycota, Dothideomycetes, Pleosporales, Pleosporaceae. Gene Ontology annotation, cellular component: endoplasmic reticulum; Golgi membrane; plasma membrane. The record is from RefSeq and is a predicted model, not a curated record. The coding region runs from base 194 to 3325 and encodes 1043 amino acids.